UCUGUUUAUCAGUUUAGUUUUGUGCUUAAACAUAUAUCGUCUUUACAUUCUCUUUUUCAGGCAGCUGGUCUCCCAUGGACGCUUGCUAAAGGACAAGAUACCUUCACUCCUAUCAGCUCUGUUCUGCCAAAGGCGAUGGUGCAUGAUCCUGACAAUCUAGAACUUUGGCUUAAGGUUGAUGGUGAAACAAGACAGAAGGGUGUGACAAAAGAUAUGAUCUUUAAGGUCCCGUACCUCAUCAGCUACAUAAGUUCUAUAAUGACCCUUUACGAAGGAGAUGUCAUCUUGACAGGCACACCAGAAGGUGUUGGACCUGUAAAGAUAGGUCAGAAGAUAACGGCCGGGAUCACUGGUUUAUCUGAAGUUCAAUUCGAUGUGGAAAGGCGUGUGAAGCCCUUGAGCUCGUAGGUUAUAAUUUCUUUUCAUACAAAAUGUCAAUCUUACAAAAUCAUCUCUUAUUUUAAUCAAUUACAGUGUUUUCCUUACACUUGAGAAGGGAGAAUGUAACGUUUUAGUAAAACUUGUACCUCUUUCAUUUGUAAUUUCUAAUAACAGUGGCUUUAUGAGCGGUUUAGAUUGUUUGUAUGUUGAACCAUUUGGAAAGUUGUGAUAUUUAUCAUUGGAAUCGGCGAGAUUUGAUG
Molecule: messenger RNA, 641 nt
Organism: Camelina sativa (false flax)
Lineage: Eukaryota; Viridiplantae; Streptophyta; Magnoliopsida; Brassicales; Brassicaceae
Source: RefSeq, a predicted model, not a curated record